Aegilops tauschii subsp. strangulata is the source of this 836-nucleotide messenger RNA. RefSeq names its product TPD1 protein homolog 1B. Lineage: Eukaryota; Viridiplantae; Streptophyta; Magnoliopsida; Poales; Poaceae. Gene Ontology annotation, biological process: cell fate determination. The record is from RefSeq and is a predicted model, not a curated record.
GAGAAGCCACUGGUAGUAUAAGUAGGCACGCCUAGUGGUAAGUCAGGCUAGCAGGGCCGAAGAGGAGAAGAACCAACUACGCCAUCCACGCUCACGUCGCUCAGGAGUGAGAACACGAAGGCCGCCGGCCAUGGCGUGCUUUCAGACGCGUCCAAGUGCUGCUGUUGUGGUCGUCGUCACCAUGCUUCUGCUCCAGGCUUGCUAUGAAGGCAGUCAAGCAUCAGCAUCUUCCUCGCUGCAGCUGCAGCUGCCUCGGCAUCAGAUGCGCAAGAUGCUCAGCGUCAGUGCACCUUCCAUGUCAUCGAGCGGCGGCGGAGGGCGCUCGGCGGAGCCGUUGGAGCUGGAGGAGUGCUCAAAGGAUCUCCUGGAGGUGUACCAGAUCAACGCGCCGAGCAUGGCGGGCGGCAUACCGGCCUACAGCGUGGAGUUCACCAACACAUGCAUGGAAUGUCUCGUGUGCGACGUCCAUGUCGCAUGCGGCGACUUCGCCUCAAAUGAUGUCAUCGACCCGGCCAAGUUCCGCCGCCUCGGCAUCAACGACUGCCUCGUCAACGACGGCAAGUCCAUUGAGCCCAGCUUCCCCGUGUCGUUCCAGUACGGCAACUCCUUUCCGUACCCGAUGACAGUCGCGUCCGCCUCCUGUGACUGUAAGUAGCUAUGGCUAGGGUAUCGGUGACGGAUAUAGCUAUCUAUUCUUGUCAUGAAUAAAAUCAAGUAGAUCUCGACGGGCGGCUGGUGGUCGGAUCUUACUUUCGGAGCUACUGUGUUAUCUAUCAAUGUAAUGGCGCUGAGGAAUAUUUGAACCGAGUCCAAUGAAAAUUAUCGUUGCUAUGAAA